AUGGAUUUCCAGAAAUGUGUGGUUUUCCUAUACCUUUCUACUCUCAACCUGUUAUCAACAGCACAGCCUGCUCUCCAGUACAGAAAAUGCGGAGCAAGUGAAAAAAAUUACACACAAAACAGCACAUACCACACCAACCUUAACACAGCUCUUUCGUCCCUCUCGUCUAACCUCAACCAAUACGGAUUCUCCAAUGUUUCCCUGGGCGAUUCUCCCGACAGGGUGAGCGCCGUCGCGCUGUGCAGAGGUGACGUGGAGCCCGACAUAUGUCGUAGUUGCGUCGAGGAUGCACGUCGGAGGACGGUGCAUUCGUGUCCCAAUCAGAAGGAGGCUUUCGGAGGGUACGAUAAGUGCAUGAUCCAUUACUCCAACGUUUCCACCCUGGGUUCCUGGUCAAGGUUUCCUGAGAUAUACUUAGGGACAGCGUAUAAUUCCUCGAGCCCAGAACAGUUCAAUGAGGAUUUACAGAAAUUGCUGGGGAGUCUACUAGGCCGGGCUGCGAAUGGUUUCCCCUUACACAAGUUUGCGGCGGGGAGUACAUAUGGGCCGGAGUUUGAGACCAUAUAUGCGGCUGUGCAGUGCUCCCCUGACUUGUCUGCUCAAGCUUGCUCUGAUUGCUUGGUUUCUGCUUUUGCUGAUUUACCUAGAUGUGGCACAUGCAUUGGCAAGAAAGGGGCCGGAGUUAUAAGGCCUAGCUGCAAUUUUCUCUUUAAUACUGAACGUUUCUUCAAUUAUACUUUGAUUGGACCUCCACCACCCCCAGGGAAUGAUGCUCCACCACCAAAAUCAGGAAAAAAUGACAAUACAGUUCGAACUAUCAUCAUCAUCGUGGUCCCGAUUGUAACAAUUAUUAUUACUCUUACUCUAUGCAUUUGCAUUAUCUUUAAAAAAUGGCAAAAGAGGAAGCUGAUGAGCGACAUUGAAAUUAGUUCUGUGGAUGACAUUAGUACAGUGGAGUCCAUACAAUACAACUUUAGUGCUAUUCAAACUGCUACAAACGACUUCUCGGAUUCUAAUAAACUUGGACAAGGUGGAUUCGGUCCUGUUUACAAAGGUGAACUUCCAAAUGGACGACAAAUAGCCGUGAAAAGGCUUUCUGUUAAUUCAAGACAAGGUAAUUUAGAAUUUAAAAACGAGGUCCUUUUGGUAGCCAAACUUCAUCACAGAAAUUUGGUGAGGCUGCUUGGGUUUUGCUUGGAGGGAAGAGAAAAGCUGCUUAUAUAUGAAUUUGUUCCUAAUACUAGCCUUGAUCACUUUUUAUUUGACUUUGUCAAAAGAAAAUACUUGGAUUGGAAGACACGUUACAAGAUCAUUGGUGGCUUUUCUCGGGGACUUCUUUAUCUUCAUGAAGACUCUCGCCUUCGUAUUAUUCAUCGCGAUCUCAAAGCAGGCAAUGUUUUACUAGAUGCAAAAAUGAACCCAAAAAUCUCAGACUUCGGCCUGGCAAAAAUGUUUGACAUAGAUGAAAGCAAAGGCAAUACACGCAGAAUUGUGGAAACUUACGGAUACAUGGCGCCAGAGUAUGUAAUGCAUGUGCUAUGUGGCUCCGUCCCUGUGCAUGGUCAAUUUUCAGUUAAGUCUGAUGUUUUCAGUUUUGGAGUGUUAGUUCUGGAAAUUAUAAGUGGACAGAAGAAUGGCUAUUUCAAAAACAGAGAAUCUGCAGAAUACCUUCUAAGCUAUGCUUGGACACAGUGGCGGGAAGGGACAGCCAUGAAUCUGGUAGAUCCCAUCCUGAAAGGAAAAUCUGGUGCAGGUUCAUCAGUGGGUGAAAUGAUGAGGUGCAUACACUUGGCAUUGCUUUGUGUGCAAGAAAACGUUGGAGAUAGACCAACAAUGUCCACAGUUGUUCUCAUGCUUAGUGGUUUUUCUAUGAGUCUUCCAGUGCCAUCUGCACCAGCAUUCUUCAUUCACAGUACUCUCAGUCCUGAGGCUAUGCUGGAGCGUAAUGAAGCUGCAGCAGCUUAUUCAUCGCAAAAUGAGGCCUCCAUUACUGAGUUAUAUCCCAGAUAG
Molecule: messenger RNA, 2010 nt
Organism: Ipomoea triloba (trilobed morning glory)
Lineage: Eukaryota; Viridiplantae; Streptophyta; Magnoliopsida; Solanales; Convolvulaceae
Product: putative receptor-like protein kinase At4g00960
Exons: 9
Coding region: 1-2010 (669 amino acids)
Biological process (GO): protein phosphorylation
Molecular function (GO): ATP binding; protein kinase activity
Source: RefSeq, a predicted model, not a curated record